GCCUGAGCGGGCCGAGCCAGCGCCAGUCUCGCCUACAUGACGCCGUCACACACUCACACAGCUGAUCUCAGGCACUGCUGCAACUUCUGCUGUUCAGGCCACAGGGCGAGGAGCUGGGCCGCGUGGUGCAGGAUACAACAAAUGGAAGAAGAAAGAAGCGAGAUGAAAAGAUAAAGAGCUGAAGAAAGGAAGGUUUUGAGUGAGAAAGGGAAGUGGAACACAUGAAGCUGAGGUUGGCAUGAAAUUGUAGGUACAAAGAGAGGCAAAAAAAGAUGAUUCUGCACUGAUGACUGGAGUCAGAAUAAUAAUAGAUUUUGAGUGGAAAAGUGCCUUUGGAGGUCAGUGGCAGUGUUUUUGCAAAGAGGACCUGGAAACUGAGACACGUUUACGGCAAAGCUGGUGCAGCGUGAACGCCAGAAGUAUCCAAGGAGCAUUUCUCUUCCACAGAUUCCUUUUUGUUACCCAGCAAGGUGAGGGACACUCUUGCCACCUAAAGCCACCUAAACUGGACUGUCACCUGGGCACACUUCAAUACUAAAUUCCCUACAGCCUCUGUCUGGGCAGCUGUCACCGCCAAGAUGAUCCAUAACACCCUGAAGUCCACCCAGCCAUCGGAGCAAAGCCCCAGGAGAACAAACUCAGCGGCACAAAGGAAGCUUUGGCGAUACUCGGGCUGCAGGAGUGCCGGCCAGGUGGAGAGUCACCGUCGUAGUGUGUGUGUAUUGGCUGCAGACUUGAACACAGGAGAGGGAGGAGGAAGAGGAGGUGGUGUAAUACACACCAUCCACGGGCUGUGUCACCUGUGCAUCGGAUGUAGGCUGCCUCAGGUGACCAUCCUUCGAGGAAAGGAUGGAUACGGAUUCACCAUCUGCUCGGAUUCUCCUGUGAGGGUACAGGCUGUUGAUCCAGGGGGUCCAGCAGAUCAGGCUGGUCUGCAGCAGCUGGACACUCUCCUGCAGCUAAAUGGUCAGCCAGUGGAACAGUGGAAGUGUGUGGACUUAGCCCAUGCUAUAAGGAACAGCGCCAAUGAAAUCACAGUGGUAGUGUGGCGAACUGGUCCUUCAGCUAAACCUAGUUUUGAGGGCCUCAUCCACCGACCCUCCUACAAACCCUCCACCUCAAACUAUGACGCCCCGUCACCCCCAACCCGUAGACGUGUACCAGAUGUCGGCACAAGUAAAACCCCCCCAGCUGUGCCGCCACUCCCAGCCCACCACCGUGCCACUGCCGCACGCAGGCUACUGGUGAACGGCUCUGAAGCUGGAAAUAGCGGCAGUGUAGGCAUGGGGACCCUGGCGUGGGGGGCCCAGGGAGGGUCGGCCGAGGAGCUGGACGGGAAGCCGCGGCACCUCCACCAUCCUCACACUGCCACUCUGAAAGGAACUAGAGUGAAGGCAUCCAACGGGGAUAACUAUAUCAUCCUGGCACCCAUCAACCCUGGAAGCCAGAUCUUGAGGCCCGUUUACCCAGACAAGCAGGGCACAUUAGCUGCGAGGUUAAUCCCCACCCGACAGGCUCCUGUUCCUCAGCCGCAGAGCGGUGCUUUUUCUGGAGGUAUGGGUGGAGUUGGUGGUGGCGGAGGCAGCGGCGGUGGUGGCGGUGUUGGUCUCUCCAGUCGUACCGGCUUCCUACGUCGAUCUAACAAUUCGAAGACAUCAAAGGCGCCUCCUGCCUCCUCUAAUGCAGCCAGCUACCAGCAGCAGAAUGCCAAUUUCGCCAACUACCAGAACUGUACCAUUGUCCGAUCACAUGCUCCGCACGCAAAUUAUGGAUAUGUUAAAGUGGCGCCCAAGAUCCUCAUCUUCCCCAUCUUUGUUCAGCCUCUUGACCUCUGCAGCCGAACACUCAUCAUAUCCGAAGAGAUGAUACUACACGAGAGCAAGCACCACUCUCUUAAGGUUACUGUGUUUGUCUACAACGACCUAAUGCUGGUGACGAGAGAAAGCGAGCCAGGCCGAUGUAAUGUACUUCAGAGUCCCCUGUACCUCCGUCAGCUGCGACUCCAGGAGGAUUACGCUGAAGAACUGAGAUUCUACCUUAUUCACAUGACGGAGAAGUGUGACUGCCUGCUCAGCCUGGAAGCCUAUUCAGCAGACCAGAAGCGCCGUGUGUGUCAGUGCCUGAAGGACAACAUUGACAAGCAGCUCCAACUACACAGGAGGGAGCCUCCCGUUCCGCAUUUUGAACAGAUGUUGGAGCCUAAGGUGGAUGCCCCUUCAUGUGAACUGGGUGGAGUAGGAGGAGAUCGAGGAGGUGUAUGCCUCCAUCUGCCGACACGUAGCUCAGAAGGGGAGGAAAGCAGCCUGUAUCCCUCCAGUCCCUCUGAGCCCCCAACGCUGGGUAGUCCUCACCCCUCAGAGCCACUCACCCCUCUGGAUGAGGUCUACAUGCCCCUUGGAGGUCUGGUGGGAUCUGACGAGGGACUUAAGGUACCUCCAACACCACCGCCUUCCACUGAGGGUGAGGAUUCCAAGAGCAUAGAGGGGCAUGAGAUGGAGCUCUGGAAGGACAGGAGGGAUGAGGAGAACAAGCGAGAGGAAGAGGAGGAUGAAGAGGAAGAGGAGGCCGGCAGAAAGAGUGUCGGGAGCGAAGGCUGCGAGAAAGAAGAUGAAGGAGAGGAUGAAGGAGAGAGGAACGAGGAGGAGGUGAACUUAAACCUGGUGGUGUCAAACACAGACGAGGACAAUGUCUCAGAGCCGCCUGACACCAACGCUCCCCCUUCCUCCUCCUCAUCUUCGUUUGUUAUCCCGGAGCUCCGCCUUGACCGCUCCUUUAGCGCCGAUGCCCUUUCUUCACCCAACACUGACGAAGAAGAGUACGACGAAGACGAAGACGAGGAGUCUGAAGAAGAAGAUGAUGACGAUGACAGCGACGACGCCUACCUGCAGCGCAGUGACAGCAAGCGCCGAAGCAUGGUAGAGGGUGCCACGUGUGAGAAACAUGGAGGAGGGGGGCUGAGUGUGCAAAAUUCCCUCCGCAGGCGCACACACAGCGAGGGCAGCCUCCUGCAGGACCCCCGCACGCCUUGCUUCACUUCUGACAACGCCAUCAACUGCCUAGAAACUGGAGGGGGAUCCCACAAGGGCGGCUGGACACUCCCAUCACCUAAAACCUUGAAGAAAGAGCUGACCAAGAAUGGAGGCUCCAUGCAUCAGCUGUGUAUGCUAUUUUCUGGGAGGAAGUUGAGUGCCGGAUCCCCCUGUAGCUGCGAGGUCGGCCCCGGAGGAACCAAGAAGAAGAAAUCUAAGAACCUGGCCAAAGACAUGAAGAAUCGGCUGGCUUUCCUGCGGAGGAGGAAUGAGUCCCCAGGAAGCAACCCAGCCGGGAAGUUAGACAAAUCUAUGAAGUCAGUCAAGCCCACCCCAGAGGAAGCGCUCAAAUGGGGGGACUCGCUUGAUAAGCUGCUGGCUCACAAAUAUGGUCUGGCAGCAUUCAGAGCUUUCCUGCGCACAGAGUUCAGCGAGGAGAAUCUGGAAUUUUGGCUAGCAUGCGAGGAAUACAAGAAGAUCAAGUCGCAGUCCAAGAUGGCCUCAAAAGCCAAGAAAAUAUUUGCAGAAUACAUCGCUAUCCAGUCUUGUAAAGAGGUAAAUCUGGAUUCAUACACUAGAGAUCACACUAAGGACAACCUGCAGAAUGUGACACGCUCCUGCUUUGACCUAGCUCAGAGGCGGAUAUACGGGCUGAUGGAGAAGGACUCAUACCCCAGAUUCCUGCGCUCUGAACUCUACUUGGACUUAAUCAACCAAAAAAAGCCUAGCUCCACUUCAACUUCAUCUUCGUCAUAAGAGACUAGAAAAAAAAAAGAAGAUGAAGAGAAGAGAAAGAUGAUGAGAGUAAAAAAGAGGCCAGACUUGAAAAGUUAUACGUAGAGUGGGUGGGAUGUGUGCUUCUUUGUCUGCCUUUAUUUUUUAUUUUCGUCUUUCAGUCUGUUCAUUAUUUGCUGUUGUGGUGUGAGAGGUCACGGCAAACUUAUGGCACUGCAAAGGAAUGUAGUUUACAUAGUUAUGGGUGGAUGAGUGGAUGGAUGGAUGCAGACGCCCAUGAGCAAGGGCUGGAGCAGGAGCUGGACGCUUGUCUCAUCACUGAUUUUCGUUCUCCUUUUUUCAUUCAUAUUGUCAGCAAAGAAAAAAAUCCAUUUGUUUGUGUUUUUGUCCAGUUGUACUGGAGUAAAGGAGGAGUUGCAUCAUAAAAAAGAGAAAUCCCUGCGACACGAAGACAGUCCGGUACUGUUUUAUCACUUUUCCACCCCCUUCCUUUAUUUCCUUUGAGACUUCCCUCCUUUGCUCCAUCACGUCUCUCUCUGUGAAGCAACUUCAAAGCUGUCGGUACGACGCGACGUCCUCUUCCUUCACGUUCUCUCAUCAGACUCUGUGACGGAGGAGGAAAAAUCAAGCUGAUGUCUGAAUGAAAAGCCACCGGCGUGGCUCUGGUUUCACACGCAUCCGUUUAAACCCUGCUUCCGCUCGAAGCUUCUAUAAAUGGCUUUCACCUUAGUUUGUUCAUAAGACUGUGGAAAGACGACGUGAGUGUUCAGCACAAAGACAAAGACGGGCAAAGAACACCGACACAUAAGUAGUAAAAGGACUGGAGCUGUGACGAAACGCAAAUAUGUGUCUCUCUCACAUGAAAAGACAUUAAAAUCUACAAACACACAAAAAAACCAAGACGACUUGCUUCCCGUCUCCAUAGACUGUUUACGACAAGGAAGGAAAAUCCAAGCGGAAGAAGAUUAAAAACAUCUCCUUUAACAUUGUAGCUCAUUUUGGACUAAUCAAGGAACCAUUCUCAGGACAUUGCUAUGACAGGUUACUGCUUAGUUUAUGUGCUUUUCUGUUUCUGUUUUUAUACACGGUUUUUUUACAUGCUUUAGGGUUCCAACAUGCACUCCCCCGUUCAUACUGAGCAAUACACGAGAGGUUGCUCGUUUCACAGAGAAAAAAAAAAGCUUCACAUGUACAAAGGUUUGCUAUUUAUUUAGAUUAACUUGCUGGAUGCUUCUGCAGACUCCCUCACGUCCUCCAAAGCACUCAGCUGAAAGCUCUCACUGUUCUAUUUAACCACCAAACAGGUCCAGUGCUGUCCUGAACUUUUAAGUGCAAUAUUUUAUUGUUUCUUUUUAUUUUUUAUUUUAUUUUAAUAUGAUAUUUGGUUUGUUUCUUUGGUCAUUUUUUAAAUGGGGAAGACGGAACAGCUUGAGCUCUGUAUUAACUUUAUUUGUUAAGAGAAAAAAAAAACUUAGAGCUAUAAGGUUGACUUACAGCGUAAACUUUCAAGAAGCAUAAGUAGUUUAAGCAAGUGAUUCUAACUGUGUGUUAACUCUCCCCUCCCCCCCGGCAGCAGGCAGCUGGGGGAGGGGGGCAAUAUGGUUGUAAAUAUAAUUCUUUAAGAAAAAUAUGUGAUAGCACAUUUAAAAAAAAUGAAACAAAAAAAACAAAAAAAGCCAAACAAGUCCCUGCUGGUGAUGAACGUGGGACCCGGCUGUAUCUAUGUAAAUAUGAGAGACUCAAAACUAUAAGAUGACAUGUAUUGUUUAAAAAAAAUAAAAAAAAUUAGGUGAGCGAGAGCACAGUCUGCUCUUUUCCCUGGUCAUACACUGCUUGUAAGGAGUAUCAUUAUCACUGUUUACAAUUCAAAAUGCAUCUCCGAUAAUAGCAAGUGAAAACAGUAGAGUACAUUUGGUGUCAUUGCUAAUGAUAAAUAAACCAACCAACUGAUGACAUAA
Oreochromis aureus is the source of this 5722-nucleotide messenger RNA. It is a transcript of the gene rgs3a, whose product is annotated as regulator of G protein signaling 3a. Gene Ontology annotation, cellular component: plasma membrane; nucleus. Gene Ontology annotation, biological process: signal transduction. The record is from RefSeq and is a predicted model, not a curated record. Bases 579 to 3785 code for a protein of 1068 amino acids. Gene Ontology annotation, molecular function: protein binding. The transcript has 16 exons. NCBI's taxonomy places the organism in Eukaryota, Metazoa, Chordata, Actinopteri, Cichliformes, Cichlidae.